Molecule: messenger RNA, 634 nt
Organism: Candoia aspera
Lineage: Eukaryota; Metazoa; Chordata; Lepidosauria; Squamata; Candoiidae
Gene: CARHSP1
Product: calcium regulated heat stable protein 1
Exons: 4
Coding region: 43-486 (147 amino acids)
Biological process (GO): regulation of mRNA stability
Cellular component (GO): cytoplasm
Molecular function (GO): mRNA 3'-UTR binding
Source: RefSeq, a predicted model, not a curated record
GCCCCUUCGGCGUGGACUUGCUUUCCACUGUUGGUGUCCAAAAUGACUUCAGAGUCGACUUCAGCUCACCAACGUUCCCCAUCUCCGGGGUCUCUCCAUCUGCCAGAAGGCCGCCGGACCAGGGAACGUUCUCCUUCCCCAAUGAGAGGUUAUCUCAUCCCAAGUCCAGUUCCGACUCGGAGGAACCGCACGUUUUCAGCGACAACACGAGCCGCUGAAGGGCCCACCUACAAUGGGGUGUGUAAAUGCUUCUGCCGAUCCAAGGGCCACGGUUUCAUCACACCUGGUGAUGGAGGACCAGAUAUCUUCGUCCAUAUUUCUGAUAUUGAAGGAGAGUAUGUCCCGGUAGCUGGUGACGAGGUCACCUAUAAGGUGUGCACUAUUCCACCAAAGAACGAGAAGCUGCAAGCUGUAGAGGUCAACAUCACUCACUUAGCUCCGGGCACGAAACAUGAGACGUGGUCGGGACAUGUGAUCAACUCCUAGAGGGAGUUCUGAAGCCAUGUUGACUGAAGAGGCUGGACUGCUCAAUCUUGCUCAGCAACCUAGAGUGACCACGCCUGAUGAGUUUUCUGCAGAUUGUGUCAUUGAAAACAGGGUUCCAAAGGUGGCCAGAUUAAACCUUUUUUUUUUU